Messenger RNA from Penicillium longicatenatum, 1614 nucleotides. Its product is annotated as DUF5102 domain-containing protein. The transcript is spliced from 3 exons. The record is from RefSeq and is a predicted model, not a curated record. Bases 1 to 1614 code for a protein of 537 amino acids. Lineage: Eukaryota; Fungi; Ascomycota; Eurotiomycetes; Eurotiales; Aspergillaceae.
AUGUCGGAGGCAUCACCCGAUCAGCCUACGCACCUCGAACCUCCCAGCAAGACCACAGAGCUGGAGGACCCAGGAGCUGAGGAUAUUGCUUCCAGCAGCGACGAUGACCACUUCUCAGAUGCCAGUGAAGGCCAUGCACAAUUAAAACAAAGCCCACCAUCUGGCAAUACUUCCCCUGUCCCGUCCACUCGAGUCGAGCGGGUGGACGACAGUGCCCAGCAUGGCGAAAUUCCCGGUACAGAAGCAUACGAGAAACGAGCGCAAGACGCCGUCCCCGAUGAAAUCGAAGUCAUCCCAGAAGAUACACAGAGCAAGGACCAAGCUGCGUCGGGGCCGCAGGACCGACCUAUAACCCCAGAAGCUUCACCCAUCCCACAUACAGUAGUGGAAAAGGUGGAUCCUGAGGAGCCAAGCUAUGGUGAAGUUCCAGGAACCGAAGCGCAUGAAAAGCGCCUGGCCGAUGCAGUGCCUGACAUAGUGACCAAAGCACCCGACCAUGAGAGUAAUGAAGCUCCGUCGCUGGAUGAUACCCCCUCUGACAAUGAUUCCACAACUCAACCAAUUCCUGAAACGCGGGUUUCCAAAGUGGACACAUUGCCCCUGGAUGAAGUAUCAUCAUCAGGUCCCACGGCCCAUCAAAGCUCAGCCAGUGAUGCAGAGCCCGACACAGUGGAAAUAGUCCCAGACGCCCCAGAACCCACGUCCCAAGGUGGCGCCGCAGAUGGGUCCGAAGAGGCUGAAGAAGAAGCCAUAGAAGCCGAAGCCGACGAUUUUGGCGACGACUUCGACGAAUUUGUCGACGAGGCAGAAGAAAUGGGAGACGACGACUUCGGAGACUUCGACGACGGCUUCCAAGAACCCACAGAAAUGGCCAGUGGUACAACCACUCCUCCACAGCCACCCGCACCAACAGUCCCCCCCCUGGCAGACUUCUCCGCCUACAAAUCUACAUCCGAACUACUAGCCUCCCUCCAAGGAACCCUCGACAACCUCCUCCCAACAUCCGACAUCACCACCCUCCCAAAAGUCGAACCAAUCUCCGACCAAACAGCCAUCUUCAACACAGAGCGCUCACUCUCCCUCUGGUCCCAACUAGUAGCCCCACCCCCGCUUCAACCCCAAAAUUGGGUAAAAUCCCGCAUCCGCCGACUUUUCCUCGUCUCACUAGGCGUUCCGGUAGAUCUAGACGAGAUCCUUCCAGCCUCGAAACAGAAGAAACUCGUCCUACCCUCCAUCGACCUUGAUUCGGGCUCCAAUACGCCUGCUACACGCUCACGCAGCCAACCCCGCAAGGGAGGCGAGGGUGAAGCUUCGGCUGAAACCGAUGGUGCUGCGCAGGCUCCUCGUACCAAAGCCAGACGUGGUGCUGCGCCACCGCCUCAGUUGGAUCUUUCAGCUGUGCGGAGAUUGUGUGCUACUACUGAUGCUGCGUUGAAUGGGUUAACGGAUAGCGAGCUUAAAGAUCAUGCUGCUGAGCUGGAGGCUGUUACCUUGCGGGCUAGUGAGGUCCUUGAGUAUUGGCUGAAGCGAAGGGAUGGACUUAUUGGUGAGAAGGAGGCUUUCGAAGGUGUUAUUGAGAACCUUGUUAGUCAUGUGAGGAGGGUGAGGAAGUGA